CCCGGCGCGGGAGGAGCCGCCCUGCGCGGCGCAGGCGCCGCAGCGCUCGCCCGGCGCCAUGGCCCGCGGAGCGCUGCUCGGCGCCGUGGCCUGCCUGUGCUUCCUGGCCUCGGCGGCCGAGGCCUUCAAGAGGAGGGGACCCAGCGUGACAGCCAAGGUGUUCUUUGAUGUGAAGAUUGGCGACAAAGAUGUUGGCAGAAUUGUAAUUGGAUUGUUUGGAAAAGUUGUCCCGAAGACUGUGGAGAAUUUCAUUGUGUUGGCAACUGGAGAAAGGGGAUAUGGAUACAAAGGAAGUAAAUUUCAUCGUGUGAUCAAAGACUUCAUGAUUCAAGGAGGAGACUUUACAGCUGGAGAUGGAUCAGGAGGAAGAAGCAUCUAUGGAGAAAGGUUUCCUGAUGAGAACUUCAAGCUCAAACACUAUGGAAUUGGAUGGGUUAGCAUGGCUAAUUCUGGCCCAAACACCAAUGGAUCCCAGUUCUUCAUCAGUGUGACAAAGCCUUCCUGGUUAGAUGGAAAGCAUGUAGUAUUUGGCAAAGUCCUUGACGGAAUGUCUGUGGUGCACUCGAUAGAACUCCAGCAGACAGAUGAGCAUGAUCGGCCCCUUCAAGACUGUGUGAUUGUGAACAGUGGCAAAAUAGCUGUAAAGGAACCAUUUGUAGUUGAAGUUGGUGACUGGUGAGACCAAUAGUCAGAAUGAAAAUAAAACUUAAUCACUUCUUUAAUGCCAGUUUUUGGCCAAUCUCAGUGAUCCACUGAGUUUUCUCCUCGAAACAUAAGAAAUUACUCUUAGGCAAUACUUGUCAUUUGCCAAACACAGAAAAGAUACGGCUAUUUCUGUAACAAUUUGCAGCAGCUGCCAUUCCUUGAAAUUCAAGACAUACCCCACCAAAUUCUAGAUCUUGCAAAAAAGUCUUUAAUGAAAAAUUAUAGCAGUAAUUCUAUUUUUUGAAGGUUUACAGUAUUACAGAAGGAAUACAGUAAUUUUGUUCUGUUUGGAAAUUUUAGCAAUAUUUGUUUUUGCCUUUUCAACUGAAAAUACUUACUGUAACACUACCAGCAUUUUUAAAAAUGUAAAAAAAAAGUAAAAUAUAGAAAUGUUUUGAAUAAAUAAACUUUGAUUUCAAAUAAA
Prinia subflava (tawny-flanked prinia) is the source of this 1129-nucleotide messenger RNA. RefSeq names its product peptidylprolyl isomerase C (gene PPIC). Gene Ontology annotation, molecular function: peptidyl-prolyl cis-trans isomerase activity. The record is from RefSeq and is a predicted model, not a curated record. Bases 59 to 679 code for a protein of 206 amino acids. NCBI's taxonomy places the organism in Eukaryota, Metazoa, Chordata, Aves, Passeriformes, Cisticolidae. Gene Ontology annotation, biological process: protein folding; protein peptidyl-prolyl isomerization. The transcript is spliced from 5 exons.